Nothobranchius furzeri (turquoise killifish) is the source of this 2108-nucleotide messenger RNA. It is a transcript of the gene tiprl, whose product is annotated as TIP41, TOR signaling pathway regulator-like (S. cerevisiae). NCBI's taxonomy places the organism in Eukaryota, Metazoa, Chordata, Actinopteri, Cyprinodontiformes, Nothobranchiidae. The record is from RefSeq and is a predicted model, not a curated record. Gene Ontology annotation, cellular component: cytosol. Gene Ontology annotation, biological process: TOR signaling.
CAGAAGAACGAGACAGAUCUUUCUUGUUGUAUAAUCUUUUUGAGUCGCAUUCAGACUGUAGUGUUAAGGGCAGUGUCGGGAGGGAGGCGGUAGAUUGCAGCUAAGGACGCCCAGAAACAGUCAGACAUGUUCCAGAAAAAUAUCUGAGGCAAACCUUUUGGACUAGCAUCGAUACAGCCUUAGGAUCAGCUGAGCAGGUAGUGUUGUCCACCUUCCCUCUUAUCCAUGAUGAUGUCACACGGCUUCAAGAGCAGUAAAAAGAACUUCACCUUUGGCUCAUGGAACGUGACUGUGGCCAAAACUCAUAUCAUGAAAUCCAAAGACAUUGAACGGUUAGGGGAGGAGCUGAACAUGCCUUCUCUCCCAGAGAUGUUGUUUGGGGACAACGUUCUGCGCAUCCAACACACAGAGGGAUAUGGCAUUGAAUUCAACGCUCUAGACGCUCUCAGGAGAGUCAACAACAUGGAGGACUCUGUAAAGGUGGCCUGUGCUCAAGAGUGGCAAGAGAGCAGAGCUGAUUCUGAAAUCUCCAAAGAGGUGCUGAAGCCUUUUGACUGGACGUACACCACCGACUACAGAGGCACUCUGAUGGGAGAAGGUCUGCAGAUAAAGGUGGGCAAGACCACGGAGCGCAUUGACAUGGAGAAGCUGAAAGCUCGGGAACACAUCAUGUUCUUCGAUGAGGUGUUGCUGUUUGAGGAUGAGCUUCAUGACCACGGAGUCUCAAUGAUUAGUGUCAAAAUCAGAGUGAUGCCCACCAGCUUCUUCCUGCUGCUGCGUUUCUUCCUACGGGUGGAUGGAGUGCUGAUUAGAAUAAAUGACACUCGACUCUAUUAUGAGAAUGGGAGGGAUUACAUGCUCCGGGAGUUCAGCACCAGAGAAAGUAAAGUAGCAGAAUUGAAGUUCCUGAAGUCAGAGGCUGAUCUGGAAUACAUUGAGAGGCGACUGAAGCUUGAUUUUAUUAACGGCGAGGCAGCAAAUGGAUGUUCGACUGAGGAAAAUGUGGCGGUGAUGCUGGAGAACCUGAAGGCCAUCAAGGCUAAACACCUGCUGCUGAAGUCUCAGGUGAAAGACAUCGCUGAAGCACAGCAGGAUUCCAUGGAGUCCAUCAGGAGCAACUUCAGCAAAGUCAUGGAGCUGGUCCAGCACUGUCAGCAAGCGUCAGAUCUGGAGGCAGAGUCACUAACAGAGUUGGAGAAAGAGUCAGCAGUUGUGCUUGGUUCCACUGUUCCACAGACCACAGGAGGGCGUGAAGAAAAUUGACCAGCUGAAGGGUGAGCAGAGCCAGUCGAAGGUCGUGCAGCACAUCGGCUUACCUGAGCUGGACAGAAGAACUCCUGUUUUAAUGUUGUGCUGCCAGAAACAGGAGUGCAAAUUAACUUAAACUAGACUUCAUGAAGUGUUGCAAACAGUCACACGGCUGUGUUUAAUAUGUGAUAUUUUCCUGUAGCUUAUAUAUGUUCAUUCUGUAGCAUCAUAAACAGAAUUUAUGGUGCUGCAAUAGUCUUGAAAUGGUAACACAAAAAUAAAUACCACGUUUAUUGUAACUGCUGAAAUAAAACCAUAUCCAGUGUGCUCCGUGCCGUAUUUACUUCAUGACCGUAACCUAUGUGUUUUGUUAAAUAUCAAAGAUAAUGUACACUGGUAGUGUCAAUAGUUUUUUCUGUAGCAGAACAGAUGCCAUUUCUGCUUUUAUAUUUAUUAUUACUUAUUCGAUUAAACAAUUAUUCAGUAAAAACAAGUCAAACUAACCAAAGGCUUCCCCAACAUCUACACACCAUCCAUAGUUUUAACAGUGAACAUGUAAAAGAAACCAGAAUUAUUGUUUUUUCUUCUUCAUUCGAUUCAGUUUUGGGGGAGGUUGUACGUAAAGGGUUGAUGGAGCCGCAGUACGCAGCUCUGCUGCCUCACAGGCAUUGAACCUCACAAGGUUGCAGGUUCAAUGCCUAGCUGUGGUCUCCCUGGGUAAAGCUUGUGUGUUCUCAUGUGGGUUUUCUGCAAGUACCCAUGUCUCUUCUAACACCAGAGGUGUUGAGUUUUUGAUGACUCUUGUCUUGGUAUUCCUAAGGUGUCUGACGAGAAGAAAAAUAAAGUACUUUUAACAAAGA